AUGGGUUUCUUCAAGCGCGUUGUCAGCUUCCUGGCGGAGGCCUCUAAGGACACGACCGCUGACGGAAUGAUCAUCCCUUACCUCAAAGACGGCGUCGUCAAAUUUGACAGAACCGCCCAAGACCCGGCCGUCGCGGCUCAACACAAAGGCAAAACGCCUCGCAGCGUCCGCUCAUCCAUCAAAAGGCUCUAUAAGAAGCCUAGCCUUCUCGCCAAGGCUGCAGCUCGUUCCAAGCCCUUGGCCUCGGUAAUCGAGUUGGACUCGCAGGACGGGAAGGUUGUUGCGAGCCACGAACCCAUUGUCAUCACUGCUCACCCGCACAAAAUGAAGCGGCCUUCGACUCCUUCUACCAUGUCGACCACUUUGUCCCCUCUUACCCCCUCAACCCCCUCGACAUCUUCGACCCCCUCGGCCCCUGUCUCUUCGAUCCCAUUGGGCUACAACGAGGCCAAAGCCGCCAACUCGUCCAUCCGCGCCUUUCCCCUCGCUUCCAGGUCCAUCACUUAUCGACCUAUCGACAUCAUCACGCCCAGCGGUUGCCAGGGACGCAGUCGCGCCGCGUCUUCCGCAACCAACAACUCUUCAGCGUCCUCGUCGGGCCAGAGCCGGACCAGCAGUCGCGUUCUCAAGAAGAAGAACAGGAUCGGCUGCCUUUCUGAGCGCUACCAGGACGACGGGCACCGGACCAAGCCUGCCCGGAGACACCGCAUUAGAUCGGUCUCCAUCUCUCAGGUGUCGUGUGCCAGCUCCACCUGCAACGAUGACGAGCCCAUGCUUGUCACUUUCCCUUCUUUUGACCAGGCCGGAGUGAGAGGCGCCGAGCUCGAUCAGCUUCUGGAAACUGAGGCAAAACUCGCAAUGUACAAGGACUUCGAAGACAACCAUGGCGAUGGCAACGUCUCUUACCUUGACACUGACGGCGACGCCUGGAUGGAGAGGGCGCACGACAACAUUGUCACGUAUGCGGCCUACUCCGAGCGAAGCGUCGUCCAGCAGAUCUAUCAAGACCUUCCCAAGGUAGAAGGUGUCAACUUUGCGACUUCUAACAAGUUCGCUCGCGACCUUCUGUUUAGUAACUACGAAGAUGGAAAAUACAAGAAGAUCACCCGCCAGAAGAACAAGCCCUUCUUGUCCGACCCCGGCAGAGGUGCAUUUGGGACUUUGCUGCAGUCAUUGAAGUCACUCUUCCAGAAGACGAAGACCAGAAAUCCGGCUUCUGUUCCGAAUGACGACGAGCAUCUGGCCUCCCCCUGGCUGGGCCAGUCCGACGAAGACGAAGACAAUUUCGAUUGGGCCAAAUGA
Molecule: messenger RNA, 1302 nt
Organism: Colletotrichum karsti
Lineage: Eukaryota; Fungi; Ascomycota; Sordariomycetes; Glomerellales; Glomerellaceae
Exons: 2
Coding region: 1-1302 (433 amino acids)
Source: RefSeq, a predicted model, not a curated record